UUUCACGAAUUGAAACGCACAACGCCCACCCAUUUCGUGCCUUCGUCCUAACUCUCCUCCCUGGAAGAGGCACCAGGAAGAACGCCAAUGGCCUCCACAAGGAAGAUCCUGAGAAGAUCGAUCCACACUUUCCUUCAAAACUACCACUACUUCACCUCGACGUCCGCGCUGCUCGUGCUGCCCUUCUCGGUCUCCAUCCUCCUCUCGCAAGCCCUCGUUCCCGCCUCGUCAUCUCUCGUCCUGGCGAUACACUCCCGCCUACGAGACCUCUUCGACGCGGCCGGGUUCCCGCCUUCGUCUGAAUUCUUCGCCCUGCUCAACUUCAAGCUCUCCCAAACGCUGUCCUCUUCGGUCCUCGCCCUCCCCUUCGCCCUCUCCUUCCUCCUCAUCGCCAAGUCCUCCGUGAUUCUGUCCCUCGCCGGGACGAAGCCAUCCGUCCCGUCCUCGCUCUCCUCAUUCCUAUCGAUUUAUAGGCCACUCCUCGCCACUUACAUCUGCAACUUGCUUGUGAUCCUCUCCGCCAACUCAACCGCCUUCUUCCUCCUCUUCUUCGCAUUCAACUGCCUUGGGGGACCUCAGCCCGGUUCCUCGAAUUACGACCUCCUGCUCUCGGCAACCGGCGCAGUUGUCUACUCCAUCAUCUUAGCGCAUGCUCUGGUGAUAUGCAACUUGGCACUAGUCUUAUCAGGUAUGGAGAGAACUGGCGGAUUCGUUGCGAUUCUAAAGGCAUGCGCCUUGAUCAGGGGAUCAACUUCAACUGCUCUUUCCCUGGCGGUGCCCGUGAAUUUGGCCCUGGCCGGCACAGAAGCAUUGUUUCAAUUCCGGGUCAUGAGGGCUUACAGCAUGAAGAACGGGCCAGUAUUUCCAGUGGCCAUGGAAGGGUGGCUCAUCGCCUAUUUGUAUUCAAUACUCAUCGUUCUCGACACAAUCCUCACCUGCAUUUUCUUCAAAAGCUGUAAGAACAGUUCCAUCAUCCGUGGCAGCGAAGAUCAACGCUACUUCCGGAUUGAAUUCGGUGAUUACGACGACAACAUUAGAACUCCCGAGAACCUGAAGAGUUCAGAGUCAGGACAGAUACUGAAGUUGGAGUUUUGAGGGGCCGGAGAGGGAUUGUCCUUCUUGCUUGUACAUUUCCGCCGACAUGCGAUAUACGUAAAGCAGAAGAAUAAAAAAAUAGGGCUUCGGAGACUUGCUUUUUUUCGUUGCUAGAAUAGAGAACUCAGGCAAACAGUCAGGAUCAUCAAAACAUAAAAAGAUCCAACUCGUGCCUUGUAUGGGAAGCUUAGAGGUUAAACAAAGAGAGAUCCCACAAGUGGAGGAGCCAGCAAAAAGCAGGAGACUCUUUUACAACAUCUCGCGUUUAUUUCACCUACGUCGACAUGGCUAUUACCUUGGAGAAAUAGGCUUGCUACUUCUCAGGAAUGUGUCUUGAGUUUUUGCUCUUGCUGGGUUUGUAAUUGAGUGAACAUCAAGGAGCACUUUGAUUAACAAUUGACCAAAAUCAUAAAUGCACAGAGAAUUUUUCAA
Messenger RNA from Eucalyptus grandis, 1527 nucleotides. RefSeq lists its product as uncharacterized. The record is from RefSeq and is a predicted model, not a curated record. NCBI's taxonomy places the organism in Eukaryota, Viridiplantae, Streptophyta, Magnoliopsida, Myrtales, Myrtaceae. The transcript has a single exon. Bases 88 to 1095 code for a protein of 335 amino acids.